AUGUCACUACUGCGCGAGGUUAAGCCUCGCAAUGCGCGUACGGCACGCAUCGUCAAGGCCAGAGAACCUCAGCAAGUUGAGUCAAGAAAACGAGUACUCUUGCUACACGGCACGAAAUGUCCACUGCCUAUAAGCACUGUCCUGACGACCCUUGCCAAACUCACCCAGCCAAACUCCGUCAAGCUCAACAAAAAGAACGACAAUAUUCAUCCAUUCGAGGACCCGGCUUCACUUGAGUUUCUUGCCGGCAAAAAUGAAUGUGGUGUCGUCGUUUUUGGUACGCACUCGAAAAAGCGACCGAAUAACAUCACCUUACUACGCACCUUCGAUAACCAUGUACUCGACAUGGUGGAGUUGUUACUGCUCACAUCACAAGAUGAUAUGGAGAUAAAUCGAAGAAUAGAAGUUGGUGUCGAGAUGAAACCGAUGAUUCUUUUCGCUGGUUCACAGUGGGACGACACCUCAUCCUCAGCCCAGGCCUCUAUCUACCAGACCCUAAGAUCAUUGUUCCUCGACCUAUUUCAGGGCGAGGAGAUCCCGGCAAUCGAUGUUGCAGGGCUGCAGUAUGUUCUGAUGAUCGCUGCUGGAGAGUCUGGUAAUUCUACAGAUAUGAAUGAUCCCACCAACAAGCCUCUGAUACACCUCCGAUGGUAUAAAGUCAGCACCAAGCGAUCAACAUCGCCAAAGAUUCCACGUGUGGAGCUGGAUCCCGUUGGGCCAGUUUUCGACUUCCGUGUUGGUCGUUUCCGUGAAGCUGACCCGUCAGUCAUGAAAGAGGCAUUGAAGCAUGGCAGAAGACCGAACGAAGCACGUACCAAGAAGAAUAUUGAGACUGACUUGGUUGGAGACCAAAUUGGCAGAGUGCACUUGGGCAAGCAAGAUCUGUCUCAACUCCAGACCCGCAAGAUGAAGGGCCUGAAGCGAACGCAUGCUGAUAUAGAGGGCGAAGAAAACUCCACCAAUGGCGAUUUGGAUGGAGAGGACUUCAUCAGCGAAGAUGAGGACAUUGCUGGUGGUGGUAUGGUGCUGAACGACGAGAACGGCUCUGACGAGAGCAGCGUCGGUGCGAGUGGCGAUGAGAUCAGCAUUGGUGAUGACAGCGACGAAGAGAUGGCAGAUGGCGACAAUGUCGAUGCCUUACCAAAACGCCAAAAGCUCUCAUGA
Messenger RNA from Cyphellophora europaea CBS 101466, 1164 nucleotides. RefSeq lists its product as uncharacterized. Bases 1 to 1164 code for a protein of 387 amino acids. NCBI's taxonomy places the organism in Eukaryota, Fungi, Ascomycota, Eurotiomycetes, Chaetothyriales, Cyphellophoraceae. Gene Ontology annotation, biological process: ribosomal large subunit assembly; maturation of LSU-rRNA from tricistronic rRNA transcript (SSU-rRNA, 5.8S rRNA, LSU-rRNA). The transcript is spliced from 2 exons. Gene Ontology annotation, molecular function: rRNA binding. The record is from RefSeq and is a predicted model, not a curated record. Gene Ontology annotation, cellular component: nucleolus.